GUAGACUUAAUGAAAGCUAGACUUUAUACCAUAGAGCAUUUAAUGCCUGGAAAAAGCCAUUUUGGAUCCAAAGAGCACCUUUUUACAUAAAAAUGUUCAAUUUUCCCUAUUCUCUCUCAUCUUUCCUGUGCUCCCGGGAUGGGCUCCUCCCUCCCCAGAGCCCCUGUGCCCUCAGAUGAGCACCAACGAGCAGCUUGGACCAGAGUCUGAGUAUCUUGUUGUCUACGAUACACAGAGAGGUAUAGAAAGUGUCAAUCACUGAGCGGCUCUUGCCUGGCACAGAUAUAGCAUACAGUAUGUUUUAAUAUGAAGGACUGCUUUCACGAACACAGAUUAAAUCUAGUCCUGGACUAAGAUACACUUUCAAUUGAGAUUCUCCAGCGAGCAGGAUUUAAGUCCAGGACGAGGCUUACUCUGUUUCUACUAUGGCAGUGGUUCUCAAAGUGGGGUCCGUGGACCUCUGGGGCCAGAUGUCAAAAUACAUUAUUUUUUAUAUAUAUUUUUUUUACAUCAGAUUUAAAAAAAAAAUGUUUUACUAAUAACAGAUUAAACAAGUUUUGGCCAAGAGAUACUUGAAAUAAAUUUAGAGGGUAUAAUACAAUAUAAUAUGAUUCAUCUCCAAUUUAGAUUCUUAUCCCUGGGCAGGCUCACAGGAAUAUUGGUAUCCACAGUACUCCACCAAUUAUACAUUUCUUCCCUGACCCCUGCUGCUGUCUCUUUCUCUGGGGCUGAUGACACCACUCUGCUGUUCGAGGGACGCUUCGAGUGUGGCAACUUGCUGAAAGCAACAAGAGUGUGAGGAACACCCGUGUGUAGGUGCGUUACCGCUUCAACAUCGCCAAACUGCUGAAGGUGACCAGCCUGUAUGAGGAGGGGAAGCUGCCCCUGCUCUACUCUGAGGAGAAGGCCCAGGUCCAGGGGGUGGGCUGGCAUCUUGUGGGUCAACAGGCCUCCUACCAAUGUAACGGGUGCCAGCACAACAACCAGCCCAGCUACACCCUCUCCUGGAUCUUCUGCUUCCCUUACUGCCAGCUGAUGGCUCCUCCAGCAGCACCCAGGAGGGAGCCUCCCAAAUGGAGAGAGAUACAAGUCCCCCCAGAGCCCAGCCUUCCAGUUAAGGUGUCUGUCCUAUACCUGUUCUUCGACACAGAGAGGGGCCACGAAAUCGAAGUCAGAGUAACUGCAGCAACUGAUGGCAGAGUACGUGAGCAGCAGGAAGCAGUUGACCCUCGGCCCGACCCUCAAUGGCUAUGACUGGGGCCCUGUUCAGUGCCCCCAGGCUGCCCCCACCCUACCAUGUGCCCUUCUUCAUGCAUCCCACCGUGACCACUUCACAGCUGCCCAGGGACAGCAGGGACAGGGAGCGCCUUCCCAGUCAUCCUCAGCGACUGCCUGGCCUGGCUGCAGGAGACAGGACCACCGGAAGGCUCUCCCCAGUCCAGUGGAGAGGGCCACAUUUCUAUACUGCCCCUGCCAGUAUCCAACCGAAAGCCACCAGGCUUGACAAGCCUCGGUCAGAAGAAGUGAAAGUGACAGACCUUACAGAUGCAGGCUUAAAACAUGAGCUGUUGAAGCAUGGAGUCAGUGUUGGACCCAUAGUUGGCUGCACUCGCAUUCUUUAUGAGAAGAAGCAACUGGAUACACCUGCCGCUGAGGCUACCCCUAGCCUAUCCGAGACUGCCACAGUUACCGCUGCAGCAGUCAAGGCAGACGGCAACCAGAACGGCAACACACUCUCUGACCAGUACAGUGACAAGGAGGAAGAUGAGAUUACAGCUGCUCCUGAACCAGAGCCAGCUGCUGUUGUGGAGAAGUCUGUGAUGAGCAGAGGGAAGACUCCUGUCACCAUCAGGACCAGCAGCAGACGGAGCAACAAGGUGGUGGAUGAGAGUCUAGCAACUGGUGACCAGACCCCUAAGAAGACGGGGAAGAAUGUUGAGGAGAUUCUCGCUAAUGAGAUCCUUUCACCCAUAGGCAUCAGCGCCACAUGCAGGAGAUCGAUCCAUGGUGCGGCUGGCCGACCGGUGAAACCCAGCAACUAUUGGCUGAACAAGUCUCUCCUGGAGCGCUCCAUCUACACAGAGUCUCACUCUGAGUGCAGCUCCCUGGGCUCAGAACGGGCCAGGCCAGGAUUCCUCUCUGUCCUACUAAAGCUCAUGGUGCUCAUCACUGUAGCCGGUUCCAUCUACAUCGUCAUCCAGCACCUUGAUGCAGAUCAGGUCCAGUCCGUCAAGGGUUUGAUAAACGACGCCAAGGGUCACCUGUAUAGCACGGUUGAUAAGGUGGUAGAUGCCGUGGUCGAUAAUGUGAUUGUGCCUCUGGGCAUCGGGGCCAGCAGCAGCCAAAGUGCAGGAGCUGAGGGUGGAGGCAAGUAAGCAAUACACCUACUCCACCCUGCUCUCUUUUAUUAUAAUUCUUUCUACUAUUUUACCAGGCUGUCCAAUUGAGGUCAAAAGACCCCCCUUCAUCUGGUCACCAACCCCAUCUUCAUCUAUUUAUACAUGGUUGACCAUCUUGGAGGACUGACUGACAUUUAAUCUGGGCUGGUAGACUGUCUCACCCUGUCUCUUCCUUGUUCACUUCUCCUCGUCCCCGCUAAGGAGAGAAAGGAAGGGCAUUCAACCUAACCAACAUAAGCUUCUUGUAAAACAAACCAGCAUUGUCUUGUCAUGACAGUCUGAAUAGACUAGUUUUUAUUAAGUUGUUUUUAAUCAUAGUGUGAAGUGCAUUUUGUGUAUUCUUUGUGUGUAUUUUUCACUUAUGUGUGUAGAUAGAACUCCCAUGUGAUAUUGCGAGGACAGGUCACAUACAUGGUUGUAGUUUUUGAAGGACAUGGUUGUAGUUUUCGGGGUGUCUGUUGUGCCAGGCACACUGUUAGAACUUGUAUAGUGCCAGGGUUGAGGUCAAUUCCAUUUCAAUUCCGGUCAAUUCAGGAAGUAAACCAAAUUCCAAAGGUUCCUCAUAAAAAACUUUGGAGAGAAUGAGAAUUGGAGUGCACUUCCUGAAUUGAAAUGGAACUGACCCCAACCCUGCUACUGAUUACGGAAAUAUCUACAAGUAUUUCUGUAUGGAUUUUGAAUAUACACUGUAGUAUUAAUAAUAGAGAUAUGUAGAAUAAUGUUUUUAAACUAUGAAUUGAAUGGUGCUCAGGUCUAUUCUAAUUUGCUCUAAGUUAAUUGGAUCACUGCUGCGAGGAGUCAUAAUACUGUCCAAUAGUGUUAAAUAAGGUUUUGUCACUGAAUGAGGAGAAACCCUUUUUCAUGCUAUAAACUAUGAGUUUGAUUGCUAAAACUAUUAGUUGUCUUUAAACUGCUCGUGUAGAGCCAUCAGUACAUUGAAAAGCUGUUGGGGAGAUGAACUGCAGUAAGUAAGCCUGGUCCCAGAUCUGUAUGAGCUAUCUUGCCAACUCUCUUGGUCAUUGUCAGGAGGAGUUGGCAAGACAGCAAAAGUAGAUUUGUGACCUGUCUAGCAGUAAGUGGGCUGGUAGUUGAAUGGCUCAUCAGUCUGUGAUGACCAAAUCCCAGUAUAGCUUUGUGUGAGUUUGUGUUUCAUCUUUAGUGCUUUGCUGCUCUGAAGAUUCAAGAUCCUUCAGUCCUAUCUAAAGGGCAUGCUCACCAUAGCAAAAAGUUUUGAAACAGGAAAACACAAGUGGGUAGUCCUUAUUGGACAAAUAUUCUCUGAUUCUGUGUUUUUUUUCCAUGUGGUGCCGAAUGAACACGACCUAGGACUGGCUGUCUUUAUAUUUAGUGCAUCCACACAGCCCUUCUUAAUGGUUCCAUACAUACUGCUACGGAUCUUGGAAGAAUUAUAUUUUUGCAAAAUAAAGUUGAGCAAGUAAAUGGCUCAUAAUCCUAUUUUAAAGAGUCAAAAACUCAAAUAGAGUUUGCCUCUUGUAUACUUCAUCUUGAUAGCAGAGGUAAUACUAAUGGGGACAAUAAUUACCCGAGGAGACUAAUGACAAAAGUGAUAGCCACUUAACUUAUGUUGACCAGUUACUGACAUUCACUUGUAAAGAAGUUGACAUGUUAGUCCACACUGUUUGAAAAAAAAGAAGAAAAAACGGUUAUUUAUUUUGUUCCGUAUUUUUCAAAUGUGAAUUGUGAACUUUUUUAUUAUUUUAUUGUAGAAAAAUAAAGUAUCAUAGGUGAAAGUA
Messenger RNA from Oncorhynchus tshawytscha (Chinook salmon), 4153 nucleotides. Its product is annotated as lamina-associated polypeptide 2, isoforms beta/gamma. Bases 1245 to 2375 code for a protein of 376 amino acids. The transcript has 13 exons. Gene Ontology annotation, molecular function: DNA binding. The record is from RefSeq and is a predicted model, not a curated record. Lineage: Eukaryota; Metazoa; Chordata; Actinopteri; Salmoniformes; Salmonidae.